Messenger RNA from Hemisphaericaspora subhashii, 1464 nucleotides. RefSeq lists its product as uncharacterized. The transcript has a single exon. Gene Ontology annotation, biological process: mRNA splice site recognition. Gene Ontology annotation, molecular function: mRNA binding. Gene Ontology annotation, cellular component: cytosol. Lineage: Eukaryota; Fungi; Ascomycota; Pichiomycetes; Serinales; Debaryomycetaceae. Bases 1 to 1464 code for a protein of 487 amino acids. The record is from RefSeq and is a predicted model, not a curated record.
AUGUCAUACAACAAUUCAAGCUACCGUCCAAGGUCUGGUGACCACUACGUACCGAGAGAUAGAUCGAGGUCACAACAAAGUUAUCAAAACUACGAUUCAUCAAGAGGUGGUGGCGCUGGUACCACCUACAAUAAAUAUCAAAAUCGAAACUACAACAGACCAUCGCCUACUACAGCAGCACCACGAACUCCCUACAGAUCCGGAACAGCAUACAAGCCACCUUCUUCAUCGUCAUUCCAAUCUAGGCAAAAUGUAUAUAAUCAAUACGGGUCAAGAUAUACUGCCACUGACAAACAAUUUCAAUUAUGGAUGGGUGAUUUAGAUCCAACAUGGACAGAAGAAACCAUUGAACAAAUAUGGACGUCAUUAGUUGAGAAGCCAGUCUCAGUGAAAAUAAUUCGAGAUAGAUUCAAUACCUCUAAGAUUCCAUAUUGUUUUGUUACUUUCAAUAGUCAGAAUGCCGUAGAUUUGGCUGUUCAACGACAUGCACAACAAGUUCCAGGUUCGUCAAGGACGUUUAAAUUGAAUCAUGCAGGUAGCAGUGGUGCUGGAGGCAGUCAACAAUCUUUUAAUAGAGGAAGUGGAGCUUCUGGUUCUGCUGCUGGUGGUUCUCAGAAUGAUUAUUCGAUGUUUGUUGGUGAUAUCUCAUUUGAAGUAACUGAUGUUUUAUUAUUUGAUAAGUUUAAUUCUAAAUUCCCUAAUCAAAUUAAACUGGCAAGAGUGAUCAUGGAUCCUAAUACAGGAAAGAGUAAAGGUUUUGGUUUCGUUAGGUUUUUCUCAUCUGAAGCAUUCAAUAAGGCACUUGUAGAUAUGAAUGGUGUUACGAUUGGUUCCAAACAAAUUAGAGUAGGCGUUGCAUCGAGUUCUUUAAAUGAAACCACCCAAUCAAGUACUUCUGCGGCACUGAAAUUGGAUUAUAGAAGAAUACAAGUACCUCAACCUCAACCGGAAUUUAAUCAAUUUACUGACCCUAAUAAUACCAGUUUAAUUAUUCGUGGUCUAUCAUCUAAAGUAACAGAGAAAGAACUCGAACAGCAUUUUAUUGCAUUUGGGGAUUUAAUCUAUUGUCAAAUUUCUGAUGAUUUAAAAACGGGAUAUAUAAAAUACUAUUCAAGGUCGUCUGCCGAGACAGCUGUUAUGUGGUUGCAUGGUCAAAUGAUUAAUGAUUGUCGAUUGAAGAUAAGUUGGGGUAAAUCUGUUCCAGUCGAAGGUGAGAAGGUAAAAUAUGCACCAAGUUCGGAUAGGAGUACUCUGUAUGAGAAGUCAACACCGGCACCACUACUUUUCCAUUCUAGUGGUGACUACUAUCAUAAUUACAGAUUGGAUACUUUAGAUAAAGAUGAAAUCCAACAAUUCUCGCAAUGUCGUGAUGGAAGUGAGACGGUUUCAACCAAUGAAAUUAAUGAAUUAUAUACCAAAUCUAAAAUCUAUAGGGAACAACUUUUUGAAUCUUCUAUUUAUUAG